Molecule: messenger RNA, 336 nt
Organism: Candidozyma auris
Lineage: Eukaryota; Fungi; Ascomycota; Pichiomycetes; Serinales; Metschnikowiaceae
Gene: VMA10
Product: H(+)-transporting V1 sector ATPase subunit G
Exons: 1
Coding region: 1-336 (111 amino acids)
Biological process (GO): proton transmembrane transport
Cellular component (GO): vacuolar proton-transporting V-type ATPase complex
Molecular function (GO): proton-transporting ATPase activity, rotational mechanism
Source: RefSeq, a predicted model, not a curated record
AUGUCUUCCAGCAUCCAAUCAUUGUUAAAAACUGAGAAAGAGGCGGCUGAGAUCGUCAAUGAGGCCAGAAAAUACAGAACUUCCAGAUUGAAGAGCGCUAAGCAAGAUGCUCAAAAAGAAAUUGACCAAUACAAGCAACAGAAAGAGAACGAAUUGAAGAAGUAUGAAGAAGACCACGCUGGCUUAAACGAGAACAUCGAAAAGGAGGCUGAUGCCCAGGUACAGAAGGAGUUGCAAGAAAUCAAGAAGAAGUAUCAAGAAAAGAAGAAGGAUGUCGUUAAGGUGUUGAUUGAUGCUGCAACCAAGCCAACCCCCGAAUUGCAUACCAAUGCUUAA